Molecule: messenger RNA, 4905 nt
Organism: Castor canadensis (American beaver)
Lineage: Eukaryota; Metazoa; Chordata; Mammalia; Rodentia; Castoridae
Gene: Mllt6
Product: MLLT6, PHD finger containing
Biological process (GO): regulation of transcription by RNA polymerase II
Cellular component (GO): nucleus
Molecular function (GO): histone binding; nucleosome binding
Source: RefSeq, a predicted model, not a curated record
GAGGAGGAGGAAGGAGGAGGCAAAGAAAAGAAGCGGCGGCGGCGGCGGCGGAGGAGGGGGCGAGGAGGCGCGCGGCCCCCCGCUCCCUCCCUCCCCCCCUAACCUCCGACCCCCACCGGCCGGCCCCCCGCCCCAGCCCCGGAGGGAGCUCAUGGGAGUAUGAAGGAGAUGGUAGGAGGCUGCUGCGUAUGUUCGGACGAGAGGGGCUGGGCCGAGAACCCGCUGGUCUACUGCGAUGGGCACGCGUGCAGCGUGGCAGUCCACCAAGCUUGCUAUGGCAUCGUCCAGGUGCCAACCGGACCCUGGUUCUGUCGGAAAUGUGAAUCUCAGGAGCGAGCUGCCAGGGUGAGGUGUGAGCUGUGCCCACACAAAGACGGGGCAUUGAAGAGGACUGACAAUGGAGGCUGGGCCCAUGUGGUGUGUGCCCUGUACAUCCCGGAGGUGCAGUUUGCCAACGUGCUCACCAUGGAGCCCAUCGUACUGCAGUAUGUGCCUCAUGAUCGCUUCAACAAGACCUGUUACAUCUGUGAGGAGCAGGGCCGGGAGAGCAAGGCAGCAUCAGGAGCCUGCAUGACCUGUAACCGCCAUGGAUGUCGACAAGCUUUCCAUGUUACCUGUGCCCAAAUGGCAGGCCUGCUCUGCGAGGAAGAAGUGCUGGAGGUAGACAAUGUCAAGUACUGUGGCUACUGCAAAUACCAUUUCAGCAAGAUGAAGACAUCCAGGCACAGCAGUGGGGGAGGAGGAGGAGGAGGAGGAGGAUCUGGAGCAGGAGGAGGAGGCAGCGGAGGUGGUGGUGGCAGCAGCAGCAGCAGCAGUGGUGGCAGUGGUGGCGGCACAGGGGGAGGCAGCAGUAGCUUCGUCGCUGGCAGGAGAAGCCGGUCAACCUCACCAUCCGCUCAGCAGGAAAAGCACCCUACCCAUCAUGAGAGGGGCCAGAAGAAGAGUCGAAAGGACAAAGAACGCCUUAAACAGAAGCACAAGAAGCGGCCUGAGUCUCCCCCCAGCAUUCUUACCCAGCCUGUGGUCCCCACUGCUGACAAGGUCUCCUCUUCAGCUUCCUCUUCCUCCCACCAUGAGGCCAGCACUCAGGAGACCUCUGAGAGCAGCAGGGACUCAAAGGGGAAAAAGUCUUCCAGCCAUAGCCUGAGUCAUAAGGGGAAGAAACUGAGCAGUGGGAAAGGCUCAUCCCUGCAGAGCUCCCCUGACUUCUCUGCAUUCCCCAAACUGGAGCAGCCAGAAGACGACAAGUACUCCAAGCCCACAGCCCCUACCCCUUCAGCCCCUCCCUCGCCCACAGCCCCUGAGCCCCCCAAGGCUGACCUGUUUGACCAGAAAGUGGUCUUCUCUGGCUUUGGGCCCAUCAUGCGCUUUUCCACUACCACCUCCAGCUCGGGCCGGCCUCGGGCCCCGUCCCCCGGGGAUUAUAAAUCUCCCCAUGUCUUGGGGCCUGGGGCCUCAACUGGCACCCACAAGCGAAUGCCUACCCUGAGCACCACCUCUGCACCUGUUGAGGAGACCCCAGAGACAGCCCUGAAGGAGAAGAAGCACAAAGCCAGCAAGAGAAGCCGACAUGGGCCAGGCCGUCCCAAGGGCAGCCGGAAUAAGGAGGGCCCUGGGGGCCCAGCUGUCCCUUCCUUGCCUGGUGCCCAGCUGGCUGGUUUUACUGCCACUGCUGCCUCACCCUUCUCUGGAGGUUCCCUAGUCAGCUCUGGCCUGGGGGGUCUGGCUUCCCGCACCUUUGGGCCUUCUGGGAGCUUGCCCAGCCUGAGCCUGGAGUCCCCCCUGCUGGGGGCAGGCAUCUACACCAGUAAUAAGGACCCCAUCUCCCAUGGUGGUGGGAUGCUGCGGGCUGUCUGCAGCACGCCUCUCUCCUCCAGCCUGCUGGGGCCCCCAGGGACCUCAGCCCUGCCCCGCCUCAGCCGCUCCCCAUUCACCAGCACCCUCCCCUCCUCCUCUGCUUCCAUCUCCACCACUCAGGUGUUUUCUCUGGCUGGCUCUACCUUCAGCCUCCCUUCUACCCACAUCUUUGGAACCCCCUUGGGCGCCGUUAACCCCCUCCUUACCCAAGCUGAGAGCAGCCACACAGAGCCAGACCUUGAGGACUGCAGCUUCCGGUGUCGGGGGACCUCCCCCCAGGAGAGUCUGUCUUCCAUGUCCCCCAUCAGCAGCCUCCCUGCACUCUUCGACCAGACAGCUUCUGCACCCUCCGGUGGCAUCCAGUUAGAUCCAGCAGCCCCAGGAACCACUAAUAUGGAGCAGCUGCUGGAGAAGCAGGGCGAUGGGGAGGCUGGUGUCAACAUUGUGGAGAUGCUGAAGGCUCUGCAUGCACUGCAGAAGGAAAACCAGCGGCUGCAGGAACAGAUACUAAGCCUGACAGCCAAGAAGGAGCGGCUGCAGAUUCUUAAUGUGCAGCUCUCCGUGCCCUUUCCCGCCCUACCUGCUGCCCUUCCUGCCACCAACGGCCCUGUCCCUGGGCCCUAUGGCCUGCCUCCCCAAGCGGGCAGCAGUGACUCCUUGAGCACCAGCAAGAGCCCUCCGGGCAAGAACAGCCUUGGCCUGGACAACUCUCUGUCCACGUCCUCAGAGGACCCACACUCAGGCUGCCCAAGCCGCAGCAGCUCAUCACUGUCCUUCCACAGCACGCCCCCACCGCUGCCCCUGCUCCAGCAGAGCCCUGCUACUCUGCCCUUGGCCCUGCCUGGGGCCCCUGCCCCCCUCCCGCCCCAGCCACAGAAUGGGUUGGGCCGGGCACCUGGGGCAGCCGGGCUGGGGGCCAUGCCCAUGGCUGAAGGGCUGUUGGGGGGGCUGACAGGCAGUGGGGGCCUGCCCCUCAAUGGGCUACUGGGGGGAUUGAAUGGGGCUGCUGCCCCCAACCCUGCGGGCUUGAGCCAGGCUGGUGGGGCCCCCACACUGCAGCUGCCAGGUUGCCUGAACAGCCUGACAGAGCAGCAGAGACACCUCCUCCAGCAGCAAGAGCAGCAGCUCCAGCAGCUCCAGCAGCUCCUUGCCUCCCCACAGCUGACCCCGGAGCAUCAGACUGUUGUCUACCAGAUGAUCCAACAGAUCCAGCAGAAGCGGGAGCUGCAGCGGCUGCAGAUGGCGGGGGGCUCCCAGCUGCCCAUGGCCAGUCUGCUGGCAGGAAGCUCUACCCCACUAUUGUCCGCGGGCACCCCUGGCCUUCUGCCCACAGCGUCAGCCCCACCCCUGCUGCCCGCCGGAGCCCUGGUGGCCCCCUCACUGGGCAACAAUACAAGUCUCAUGGCUGCAGCAGCUGCGGCUGCAGCAGUAGCAGCAGCAGGCGGACCUCCAGUCCUCACUGCCCAGACCAACCCCUUCCUUAACCUGUCAGGGGCGGACGGCAGUGGCAGUGGCCCCAAAGGAGGGACUGCUGACAAAGGAGCCUCAGCCAACCAGGAAAAAGGCUAACUCUACCAGUGCUCCUCCUGACCCCUACGUGGAGGGCUUAGACCCUGGCCUGAGAUGUCCUACCCUGGAGCAGGCACCUGGGCCCAGACACUGGAGGGCCUGGCCCAGAGCAUAUGCUGAGACCCAGAGAGUACAGGGAACUCCUGGUGCCAAGGAUGGAGACCUGGAGACCAGGAGGGGGAGUCCUUCCACCUGCCCCUUCCUUCUCCGCACUGUCUGGUUAAGAGGCCCAGAGGAAGGACAGGUUCUAAGCCUACCUAAGAGCAAAUGUUUAGAGCCCCUUAAAAGAGCAAAGUGGGCUAUAGCAUGAGUUGGGAGGGCUGGUUGGACCCACCACAUAAAAUGGAUCAGCACUUGAAUAGUAAGAAGUGGAGGGGUGGGCGUUAGGUCUGUCCCUGGGUGGAAAUCCUGUAUGGAAGAAGGGCUGGCCCCACUUGACCUUCAGUUUGUUCCCAAGCUGGGCAGAUGGCAGAAGGGAUCCCUUCGACUGUUUCUCCCCAUCCUCCCUUUCCCCCGCCAAGGGCCCUAAGCUGAGCUUGUAAAAGCCUACAGAUUUGAGGCGGAGGAAGGACAGGAUAGCAUUAGACUCAGCCCAGGCCUCUGGCAUCUCUUAGGGCCCCAGUGAUUGGGGUGUGAGGAGGCCCUUGCAUCCUGCCCCUUGUUUGCACUAUUGGCUUGAGGAGUGCCGAGGGUUGGGAGAUGGAGCUGCCUGACUCCACAGAGUGUGAGUGCGUGUGUGUGUGUGUGUGUGUGUGUGUGUGUGUGUGUGUGUGUGUCUGCCUGCCUGUCUGUCUGUCUGUCUGUCUCUUCCCCUGGACCUGGGGCAGCCUAGGGCAGGGAUAGGAGUGAUGGUCAGUGCCAGAGUGGGGAGCUCCCAGCUCUUGUUUGUAUCCUCCCCACCUCACCAACUCUGGUUCCUUUCUAGGGCAUGAAUGGUUAACAAAAUCUGGAACAGUACUCCAGUAUUGGAGAGUAACUGGGGGGCUUUGAAUCAGGGUAAUAUCCUGCCUUCCCUCCCCCAGGCCCCACUUGGUCUCAGGGGCCCCCCAGGGCCCUCUGACCCCACUGGUAGUUGGUUCUUCUUUACUGGCAUGAGGGAUUCGGAGUGGGGACAAGGGCCACUUUUAGCAAGUCUCCCUUUUAUAGCCAGCCUGCCUCACAAAUUCUCCAACCCCGGCCAAUGAGGGGAGCCACAAAAGCUGAUUAACAACCGUCCCCUCACCCACCAGCUUCUUCCUGAGGUGUAGUGGGUGGUUCUCACCAUAGCAGAAUCCCAUCUGCCCAGGACCUUUGGCAAGAAGUCCAAGUGGGACAUGGGAGAGAGGCAAUGGAGGCCCGUGUCCCUUUCAAAUGCACUGGGUGGAGUUGAGGGCUGGCUUCUAGCUUUCCCUAAUGCCCAUGUCUGUCAGUCUCUUUGCAUGUGUGCAUUUUUGUGUGUGUUUCUGUUUGGAUUUUUGUUGUCAUUGGGGUUUUUUUUUU